UAUCGACCUGGUACAUGAGUAAAUAAAUUUAUGGGGCGUAUCACCUGAAAGACGAGUCUUUCCUUCGGUUAAAUGAGAAGAAAGGGAGAGAUGAAAUUUAAGAUACAAGAGUUGGAUAUUAAUAUCAUAGUUAUAAUCAUUAUCAGUGACUGUUUUAAACAAUGUGAGACGUUAUCGUUGCUGCCAUACGGCUUAUCCGCUGGCGAUCAAACACUAGAAAAGGUUGAUGAUCGUUUUGCAGAAAUUUCUGUUGAUCCUUUUGAAUUCUAUGGAAAUAAAUAUAGUAAAUUAUAUAUAAAUGAUGAUGGGGUUAUUAGCUUUAUUACACCAUUGAACAUAUUUGAUGUACAGGGAACAUGGACAUCCAACACAAAACCAUUCAUUUGUAUUUAUUGUACUGAUAUCUAUGUACAAAAUGGUGGAAAUGUGUUUUAUCAUCUUCGAACUGAUUCCACGACUAUAUCCAACAUCUCUAGUGACUUAAGACAAUAUCAGGAAAUCAACCCUGAUUAUAAUCCUGGCUGGGUUUUUGUUGCUACCUGGGAGAGUGUUAAAUCCUACGCAAACAACACAAGCGAAGGAACUGGUAAUACGUUCCAAGUCAUAGUGGCAAGUGACGGCAAUACGUCUGUAGUUAUAUUCCAGUAUCAGACAUUGAACUGGGUGAUUGAUGAAAGACCGGAUCAAAAUUACCCUGACGAACCAGUCGAUAUUCGUACUCAGGUCGGCUUUAAUUCAGGAAAUGGAGCAGAUUCGUUCCUUUACCCCGAUUCAGGGAGUGAAGAAUUGUUGACAAUUGUAUCAAAAAGUAAUGUUGAGGAUCCCGGGAAGUUUAUUUACCAAGUAGAUACCACAAUAACAGAAUUUACGCAAAGAGCAGACACUACAACACAGGCGACUACACCAGAAACUACUACAGGCCAGGCGACUACACUAGAAACUACAACAGCACAAGCAACUACACUAGAAACUACAACAGCACAAGCAACUACACUAGAGACUACAACAGCACAAACGAAUACACCAGAACCUACAGCACAGGCGACUACACUAGAAACUACAACAGCACUGACGACUACACUAGCAACUACAACAGUCCGGGCUACUACAACAAACCUAACGCAAACAACUGAAGUAUCUGUGAACACGACCACUACAACAUCAUCAUCGGCGGCUAAACUACUGACAGUACAUUUUGUUUUAAUUGGAGUAGCGGGUGUAUUGUUAAUCAUUCUAGCUGUAAUAUUUGUGAUAGUCUAUCUGAAAAUGAAAAUAAUAAAACCUUCUAAGAAUGUUAUGCAGCAUAAUCAUGUGAUAACAUCGGUGGCACCAGCACGCACUUCACAGGUACAGCAAAGUAAUGGUGAUAUAAAUCAUACUCGUUUUAAAAUUCCCAGGCCAAAGAUUAGCAACAGGGUUCAUGCCAUAUGAUCCAGACAAGUCUAUUGUUCAGAUGAAAUUCAGAUGAUGGAAUAAAUAUCUGGAACACAGGAUCCAGAUUCUAUAUUCAUAUCCUAUAAUUUAUUAUGUGAACCAACCGGGUUAUUAUAAGUGCAAUAUUUUCUGUGUGUUAUGUUUUUUUUAAAAAAAAUUUAGUUAUGCAAUUAUAUUUUAGCAUUCUCGAAAGCUGCUUAAGCUAUACAUUAUUUAAGUCAAGCGUUCCGGAAUACUGCCGAGACUUUGAGACUUUUUAUUCUACUGUUUAAUUUUAUUUUUUUUUAGAUUAAAAUAAUGCACGUAAUAGAUUAUAAGUGUGAAAUCAAGUACAAAAUCCUUUAUACCCAUUAGAUUAUAGAAAACAUGAAGUGAGAUGUAACAUAAAUGGAAUGAAAUAUUAUUUAAUGAUUAUUAUUCAGUGAUUGAAUUCGUGACUUUUUAUUCAAAUGUUUAAUUUUGUUGGGUUAAAAUAGAUCCUAAGAGAGAUAUCAAGAAUAAAAUCCAAUAAACCCAUGUGUAUAAUUACACAGAAAACAUGAAGUGAGGUCUGACUUAUAUGGAAUGAAACAUUAAAAAAAAUAAACAUUUUUGAAA
Messenger RNA from Patella vulgata (common limpet), 2031 nucleotides. RefSeq lists its product as uncharacterized. Gene Ontology annotation, biological process: cell-matrix adhesion. The transcript has 6 exons. Lineage: Eukaryota; Metazoa; Mollusca; Gastropoda; Patellidae. The coding region runs from base 73 to 1431 and encodes 452 amino acids. The record is from RefSeq and is a predicted model, not a curated record.